CGAGUUAUCGAGGGUAAAAUUAUACAGAAAAUGACCCGAAGGGAAACGAAAAUUGCUUCGAGUUAGCGGGUGGUUCGAGUUAUAGAGGGUUCGAGUUUCCUAGGGUAAAAUUGUCGGAAAUCCAGGGGAAAUCGAUUUUGGUUCGAGUUAGCGUGAGGUUCGAGUUAGCCUGGGUUCGAUUUAUCGGGUAAAAGGUAAAGUCUGCAUGCGAGCCAAGUGGUCCGAUUUAUCGGGAGUCGACGGUAAAAGAAAAAACGAUUGUACAUGACAAAUCUUCAAAACUGACUUACAUUAUAUCGCCCAGCACAAAAUUUUACCAUCAAAAGCUUUCACCGAUUCUGAUGAUGUUUUAGCCUGUGAACAGGCUCUGGCUGACAGACUCUAACCGCGGCUAGAAGGGCUGAGAAGGAACUGGUUGAGAGUUAAGUGGCGGAGGAAGGAAUGGUGUGGCAGGCUCUCUCCUUCGCUCUCCUUUCACUCCUUUCUCUUCUCUCCUCUUUCUUCCCUCUUUCUCUUAGCGACAUCCUCGACUAGAGAGCAUGUUCACAGGCUAAUUGUGUUUCAGAUUGCGUAUCUGUGACUAGCGUGAGUCACGAAUCUCGCGUGACGGGUGUGAAUCUCGUUACUUUGCAAAGUUUUAAGUUGAAAACCUCACCAAACGUCUUUGAAGUGCGAAGGAAGCUAACGGGUUGUGUUUUGCCUCUUAUUUCCAAUGAGACCUCCGACGCUAAGCAUACAGAACGGAGAACAUCUUCGACUAACUGGAAAGCUCUGGGCGUGGAACAGUAAGCAUAGAAGAAUCUUCAACAAACCGUUUGACUCCAGGACAAGUUAUGGUUCAUCCUUACAAAUAGUGCAAUUCUAUGACAAAGACAUUGGGGCCGGAAGUGUCUUGUACGUUAAACGUGACCUAAAGACCAACCGCAUCCACUUUGUUAUCAAUGGCAAGAAAGGAGGAGUUUCUUUUAGCAGCGGCGCACCGGACUUCUGCUUUGGAUAUGUUCGCUUGAAAACAAUGGACAGUAACAGUAAAAUCCAAGUCACAGUGCUGCCGGAGUUAGAAGGUAAUAGAUCACCUAACCAAGGUCUAACAAAGGUUUUUCAUAAGUAAAGCACUUUUAGGGAGGCUGGUAACAGUUUCCAGAAAUUUUCCACAGCUCUACUUUGACGAUUGAAUAUUUGCACAGUUUAACAAGUGAUAUCGCAUAAAUGCCCAGCCUGUAAUGAACCACUAAGGUAAUCUUUAUGGUAUAAUAGGUUACCAUAGCAACAGUACAACCUGUUAAAAUAACUCUAAACAAGCUCAGUGACUCCUUUUUUUAAUAUUGAACUGUAAUAAGCAUAAUUGCAGCUAAGUUUUGACAAACUUUAAAAAAAUUCUGUCUAGGGGGUUCAGAGCAACCUUAAAUUUUCAAAACCUCAAUUGAUUAGAAGUUGCUAUUGCUGUUGCUAUAUUGAUGUUGUCGCUGCAGUUGCUGUUGAAGCGGUUGCUUCUACCGCUGCUAUGUCUGUUGCUAUUAAAGGUAAUGUUUCUAGUGUUGCUAAUCCUAGUGCGUGUAAGGUUGAUGUUUUGUUGGUUAUUUAAAUCCACGUCCCAAAGUAAUUAAAAAAAAACCUACACUUGUGGCUAAACCAGUAAAUAUAAAUCCAAACCACUCCACACCAGACCACAAAAAUACCACACCACUCCACGACAAUCUACACCAGACCACACUU
Orbicella faveolata is the source of this 1716-nucleotide messenger RNA. RefSeq lists its product as uncharacterized. The record is from RefSeq and is a predicted model, not a curated record. Gene Ontology annotation, biological process: proteolysis. Gene Ontology annotation, molecular function: cysteine-type endopeptidase activity. Lineage: Eukaryota; Metazoa; Cnidaria; Anthozoa; Scleractinia; Merulinidae.